Molecule: messenger RNA, 1821 nt
Organism: Penicillium cosmopolitanum
Lineage: Eukaryota; Fungi; Ascomycota; Eurotiomycetes; Eurotiales; Aspergillaceae
Exons: 3
Coding region: 1-1821 (606 amino acids)
Biological process (GO): amino acid transmembrane transport
Cellular component (GO): vacuolar membrane
Molecular function (GO): amino acid transmembrane transporter activity
Source: RefSeq, a predicted model, not a curated record
AUGGCCGGCAAUAUAUCUGCCGCCAAUAUUGGCGGUGUUGCCGACUCUCGCCUAGGAGACGAAGCAGAUGUCAUUGGCAUUAAGGAGGAGCAUCCGGAGACAAUGUCUCACGAGAUUCCUCCGCCGGUACUACAUGGACAUGGCUCAAUCUACCUGGAUACUAGUAUCAACUUCGAGAGCUACCAUUAUUGGGCAAAGCGCUCUCGUGAGGUUGAAAAGAAUAUGCGAACCGAUAACGUCGGUCUGGCUUCACUGGGCAACGUUAUCAUCGGCAAAAAGUCCAAAGUGUCACCACCGUCCGAUACCGCUGCUACCACUACCAACGAGAAAAGCGGCGCCCCCGAACCCUCGAAUCAAACCGUGAAUAGCGAUACCUCAGAUAGCUGGGGCGUGACCGAAACCGAGUGGGAGCAGGCACAGAGAGCGGGCCGGACCGCAACUUGGGGUUCGAUCUUCUACUUGAUUACCACUGAUAUCUUGGGCCCCACCAAUGUGCCAUGGGCAAUUAGUAAGAUGGGAUACGGGCCUGGCUUUGCUCUAUACACCGCAUUUGGUGCUAUGGCUUGUUACUCUGGCAUGCAAUUGUGGCACAUUUUUGUCGGGCUGGACUCAACUCGAUUCCCCAUGCGCAAUUACGGCGAUGUAGCGUUCCGAGUGUUUGGCAGCUGGGCUCGUAUCGUGGUCAACUUUUUGCAAAGCUUUCAGUUUUUCCUGAACGUUGCCCUUUUGAUCACUAGCAACGGACAAGGUUUGGCGCAGAUGGCAGCGGGUGUUAAUGGCAAUGGGUUUCUUUGCUUCAUUGUUGCGGAGGUGAUUUUCAUGCUCAUCGGCUUCAUCCUAGGGCAAAUUCGCACCUUGCAGCGCCUUUCCUGGCUGGCAAAUAUUGCCAUUUGGCUGAAUGUUAUCGUCAUUAUUAUGACUAUGGCCGUCGUCUAUCAAUAUCCUCCGAACUACGAGGCAGUUGAGCAAAGCUACAACAUCCCGAAAGGCCCCGUGGAAACAACGGCCUACUGGCCCGAAUCUUCAACCCUCGACGACAAAGUGAAUGCCAUGAUGAACGGUGUUUUCGCGUAUGGUGGCGCAACAUUAUUCAAUGAGCUCAUGGCUGAGAUGAGACGGCCUUAUGAUUUCUGGAAGGGAUUCAUCUGUGCCGAAAUUUUUAUUUAUGCUUGCUACUUGAUCAUGGGCAUGGUUGUCUACAGUGCCCAAGGUCAAUUCACCUUCAACCCUGCUUAUCAAGGCAUUCCCAAUAGUGCUUAUCGCUUCCAAACUCUUGGAAACGCAAUUUCCUUUAUCACCGGCGUCAUCGCCGCUCUGCUGUAUGGAAAUAUCGGGAUCAAGGUAUUCUAUUCUGCGGUUCUUCGUGAUGUCUUCCACUUCCCCCGCUGGAUAGCCGUCGGGGAAAAUGGUUAUGGAUUGCGCUCGGUAAUCCCGAUCUACUGGUGUCUUGCGUGGGUCAUCGCUGCCGCAAUUCCCCAAAUCAGCAACCUUACCUCUUUCGUCGGCGCGGCCUGUAUUUUGCAAUUCUCUUAUACCUUCCCGCCCAUGCUGCUUGUUGGAUACAAUAUCCAGAAAGACGCAAUGUUACCCGAGGAAGAGUACAAUCCGCAGACCGGUGAAGUUAACCGCGUGGAUCAUGGUAUUAAACGCUGGAUCCGAGGAUACAAGAAGAAGUUUGUUUGGAACACAUUUGACGUAAUCUACUCUCUUGCUGCGCUGUCAUCUGCUGGACUGGGUAUUUGGGCAUCGGUCACCUCAAUGCGCGAAAGCUUUUCAAGUUCAGCACUGACGCCGUUUACCUGUGCGAACCCAGCUGGAUGA